CUCCCGCACCACGUGACCAGCAACAAACCUCCAUGGCGGCGCACUGCACAGCAGGACUUGUAACAAGAUCAGGACUGGGUUCCUUACUAAGGAGAGUUUGUUGUAUAACAAACUCCGGUCCCCCCACAGCCUUACUGUGCCAGCAACACCGUUGCUUCUUCUGGAGGAAGUGGAGAAGUUCUCAUAAUGUAGUUCGUCCUGCUACCGUGAGGCCUGCAUAUGCAGUACCAAAGCACAUUGAGCGGCCUGACUAUGUAGGCACUGGUCUAGUCCCAGAAUGGCCGGACUACAUAGAAAUUAAAGGUCAGGAGCAGGUCGAAGGUCUUGCCAGCGCCUGUCAGCUUGCCAGGCAUGUACUGCUGCUUGCAGGACGCAGUCUCAAGGUUGGUAUGACAACAGAUGAAAUAGACUUCAUUGUGCACCAGGAGACAAUCAAGCACAACGCCUAUCCAUCCCCCCUCAGAUACGGGGGUUUCCCUAAGUCAGUCUGUACGUCUGUGAACAAUGUGGUCUGCCAUGGCAUACCUGACAGUCGGCCUCUUCAAGAUGGAGACAUCAUUAACAUAGACGUCACAGUUUACUUGAAUGGUUACCAUGGGGACACCUCAGAAACCUUCUUAAUCGGUGAAGUGGAUGAAGCUGGCCAGAGAUUGGUGGAAACCGCCAGGCGCUGCAGAGAUGAGGCGAUCGCUGCAUGCAAGCCAGGUGAACGUCUUUGUGUCAUAGGAAACACUAUCAGUGAAAUAGCUCGUGCCAGUGGCUUUCAGGUGUGUCCUUAUUUCAUUGGACAUGGAAUAGGCUCCUACUUUCAUUGCUAUCCUGAGAUCUGGCACCACGCGAAUGAUAAUGACAUGACCAUGGAUGAAGGGAUGGCUUUCACGAUAGAGCCUAUACUGAUGGAGGGGUCUGCAGAGUUCAAAAUCCUGAAAGACAAGUGGACAGCAGUGUCUACAGAUGAUAAAAGGUCAGCUCAGUUUGAACACACAGUUGUCAUCACGUCUGACGGAGUGGAGAUUCUCACUAAACUGCCAGAAGAAGAGAGCAACCCGUGACCUGCACGACUCUACCUCCUCACACUUUUUAUGAACUGUUAAAAAUGGGUUUACAAGCUACCUUUGUGACAACAAAACACAGCUAAAAGAACUUGAGUGGUAACUGAAGACACACAUAUUCUUCUACCGUUAUGGUCGGAACAUUUUUUUUAAAAGUGUUUUCUCUUGUUAAGUAUUUAAAAACAAAUUUAUUUUUUAAAUAUAUGUGGAGUUAUGGCAUAUAGUGUUUGUAUAUUCAAUCUGAGUAAGGUGUAUUUUCACCCUCGACUGCAGCAUAUUCAGAAAGAAAGUGGCUGCUGGUGUGUUCCUCCUACUAAAGUCAAUAAUUAUGAGGGUUUAUUUAUACCUCUCAGAAUGCAGUCUUUUCUUUGCUAGCUUCUUGGCAGGCCCAGUGAAUCUAGAUUGUUUUGCCAACUUACAGAUUUGUGAGGGUUUGGUUGGUUAGGUAGCAAUAGGGGAAGCAUGGCAAUAAUAUUUGAAACUGAGAAACUCCAAAGGUCCUCGGCCAGGACUUUAAACGUGCCACUCACUCUGUAUUUAGUAAACUCACAAAACUCCUUAAGUUAUGUAUUUAACUUCUGUUAUACUUUUUUGUAUUACCUUUUAAACCACACUUUUCUUUGAGUUGUCUAUAUUUGAUGCCCUAUUAUACAGUAAUGGUAAAUGAAGCCCUUUAUUUUUACUUAAUUUUGCAGUCUAAUUCAGAUAAAUCGAUAUUUAAAAACAAUUAUCCUUUAAAAUGACCAUAAAGACACACUUUUGCUUAUAUUAGAAUGUGGUGAUACAGUUCCUAUAAAAAGUAUUCACCCC
Messenger RNA from Cheilinus undulatus (humphead wrasse), 1862 nucleotides. RefSeq names its product methionyl aminopeptidase type 1D (mitochondrial) (gene metap1d). The record is from RefSeq and is a predicted model, not a curated record. Gene Ontology annotation, biological process: proteolysis. The coding region runs from base 33 to 1052 and encodes 339 amino acids. Lineage: Eukaryota; Metazoa; Chordata; Actinopteri; Labriformes; Labridae. The transcript is spliced from 10 exons. Gene Ontology annotation, molecular function: metalloaminopeptidase activity.